AUGGCCAAAGGAUCGCUGCUACCCAUACUUGGUCUUGCGCUCGCUGGUCUGCUCGCUGGUGCUGCAACUGAAUACACGGCUUUCCUUCUCUCGAAAGAUGAUUCGCUUCGCACAUCGGCUACCUCUUGCAACCUCCCAUCGCGCCAGAAACUGGCUACGGAUGUCACGCAUGGUGCGGUACCGAUGCUUGACAAUUUCCUGUGCGUCACUAUGGGCUUCUUCCAGCGCUGCACCCAAAAGCGUCUGAACGUGGGCUUGUUUGCCAUCAUGAUCGCCUUCACCCUGCCGCUUUCUUAUCGCCUCUGCUUCCAAGCUGUUUCGCCUAAUCGCAAAUCAUCCCUCAAUGCAGGAGUCGUGCUUGUAUUGCUCAAUACGAUUGGCGCUGCUGCAGGUCUCGGCCCCUGGUCUUGCAUCUUCUUCUCGCUCGUCUAUCUCCCUGCGGCAUACAGUUCCAUGAAGGUCUCGAAGGCGUCCGUGCUUCCAGUGCCGACGCCGGCCUAUAACAUCUACACCGCGAAUCUUCUGCAUGUGGGCGUUGGUAUCGUUGCAAUCAUUACUGUACUCGCCGACACUAAAGGCGCAUUGUGGAACUACGCUGCUCUGGCUAUCCAGUUCGCAGGCUUGACGUACCUUCCUAUCGCUUGGGUCAGCUUCCGCACUCCCAAAGUCAACGAUGAAGCAACCUCUCGCAGCGUCAUCCGAAGGUACGAUGCUGAGGGUGUAAGCUAUGCGUUCGAACGUACUUGGUCGUACUACCGCAAGAUGGCCGCUCUCUCUGCUUUCAUUUACUGGUACGGUCUCAAUCGCGUCCUUCGCGGCUACUUUUUCCAAGGAGAGAAACUUGAUGCUAUCUCUAUCUUCUGGUUCGGCGAUAUUGCCGGUACGGCUGUUGCGCUGACUCUGCUCGUGGUGGCCGAAAAGACGACCUUCAGGAACAAGUCAGCGGUGCAUCCUGUAACGGGCGAGGCCAGGUCGCCUCUGGAAAUCGAAUGUGACAAAGCGAUCGCAAAGGCACCCGCAGGCUCGCUAUGGCUGGAAAAGACCACGGCAGGAUUUAUUGCUGCUACUCUAGUCGGGGGACCUGGGUUUGCAGCUAGCAUGUGGUGGAGCAGCGGCGAAGAGGAGCUCGGCUGGAAGGCUCGCAAGUCGUGGAGAGAAACAGUCGCCGUUGAGGGUAAGAAGAGCAAAUGA
Mycosarcoma maydis (corn smut) is the source of this 1191-nucleotide messenger RNA. RefSeq lists its product as uncharacterized. The record is from RefSeq and is a predicted model, not a curated record. The transcript has a single exon. NCBI's taxonomy places the organism in Eukaryota, Fungi, Basidiomycota, Ustilaginomycetes, Ustilaginales. Bases 1 to 1191 code for a protein of 396 amino acids.